Molecule: messenger RNA, 1239 nt
Organism: Rotaria sp. Silwood2
Lineage: Eukaryota; Metazoa; Rotifera; Eurotatoria; Philodinida; Philodinidae
Source: the annotation of a GenBank genome assembly
AUGGAUGAUCCGUUAAGUCGAGCAUUACGCGAAGAAGAAGAAGGAGAUUUGAAUUUCAAUCAAAAUAAUCAGUUACUACCAGCUGAUCCAAUUGAUUCUGAUCUAAAUGAAAAAGACUCGUCAUUAUCAAUAAGUCAUAGUCAUAAUGAAUGGAUACUUCCAUCAACAAAUGAACGUAAAGAAGAAGCUGAAAUAAAUCGUGAACAAACGAAAAUUUUUAUUUGUGAUCCAAAAAAACAUAAAUCAAAUCUUGAUUCAUUUAUAACGUAUUUAAUAACAACACAAACAUUUAAUGAUGGUGUUAAAAUAAAGGAAUUGAAUGUACGUCGACGUUAUAAUGAUUUUGUUUGGUUAAAAAAUUUACUAGAUAUUAAAUAUCCAUAUAAUAUAAUAUCACCAUUACCGUCUAAACAUACAUUUUCAAAUAAAUUACAUGUUGUAGCUGAUGAUGGUGAAUUUAUUCGACGACGUAUGACUGGUUUAGAAAAUUUUCUUCGACGUAUUAUUGAUAAUCCAGUUAUAUCAAUGGAUCCAUAUGUACAAUUAUUUCUAUCAGCUGAUGAUGAUACACUUCAUUCCGCUCAACAACAACCAUCACCAUCGUCACCAUUAACUCCUCAAGUUGCUUCAUCAAAUUCAAAUCCAUUUCGUCAACCUAUGGGUCGUGGUAAACCAAUACCAAGUGAAUUUUCUCGUACAGAAAAUCAAAUUCAAACAUUACAAGAUAAUUUACGUAAACUUGAACGUCUUACACGAAAAAUUGAAUCGGAUCAAGUAGCAGCCAAUAUAGAAGAAGAACAUUUAUUAACAGCAUUUAAACAAUGGUUAGAUGUCGAAAGAAAAUAUGAUGAAAAUGAUUCAUUUGUUGAUAUUAUAUGUAAUGCUCAACAAACAAUUGUUGAUAAUCAAAAUGAUUUAUUACAAUAUACAAAUACAAAAUUUAUUGAACCAAUUAAUGAAUAUGUUUUAUUUACAGGUAUUGUUCAAGAUGUUUUAAAACAUCGAACACAAUUAUCAGAUAAUGUAACAACAAGUGAUAAUGAACAGAUGUUUGAUCAACUUACGAUUGCUAAUGAAACGAUUAAAGCUGAUAUUCAACGAUGGACUGAAUCAAAAGACAAAGAAUUAAAAGAUUUAUUUUAUUCGAUGGCUAAUAAAAAAGUUGAUUUCUAUACUCAAUCAAUUAAUGCCUGGGAACAAGCAGCUGCAAAAUUAACACCAACGAACAAUAAGAGAUGA